Molecule: messenger RNA, 1216 nt
Organism: Momordica charantia (bitter melon)
Lineage: Eukaryota; Viridiplantae; Streptophyta; Magnoliopsida; Cucurbitales; Cucurbitaceae
Product: chlorophyllase-2
Biological process (GO): chlorophyll catabolic process
Molecular function (GO): chlorophyllase activity
Source: RefSeq, a predicted model, not a curated record
GUUCAGGCGCGUGAAAGUGAGAGUGACGCACGCCCGCAAAAGGGGGUUUGAGAGUUGAGAUUUGGGCAUAUCCAUCCAUGGCUAUGGCUUCUUUUUCUUUUCUUCCUCCGUCGGUCACCGCCGGCUCUGCAACUGCGGCAAACGUAUUUGAGAUGGGAAGUUUCAACGCCGUGAUGGAGAAGGUUGAAUCGGGGUUUUGCGGCGGCGGCCGAUUUGCUCCGCCGAAGCCGGUGGUGAUCGGCCGGCCGUCUGACGGCGGAGAGUUUCCGGUGCUGCUGCUAAUCCACGGCUAUCUUCUUUACAACACUUUCUACUCUCAGCUCAUCCAACACAUUGCUUCCCACGGCUUCAUCGUCGUCGCCCCUCAGUUGUACACAGUGGCCGGCCCAGAUUCAAGCGGAGAGAUCAAAGCAACGGCCGCCAUCGCAGACUGGCUGCCGGAAGGGCUCCGGCAGCAUCUUCCGCCGAACGUGAACCCAAAUCUCGACAAACUGGCCCUCGCCGGCCACAGCCGCGGCGGCAAAACCUCCUUCGCAUUUGCCCUAGCCCUAAACAAAUCAAUCACCACAGCCCUGAAAUUCUCAGCCCUAAUCGGCCUCGAUCCAGUCGACGGAACGGGCAGCGGCAAGCAGACCCACCCCCCAGUCCUCAAAUUCGUGCCCCAAUCCUUCGAUUUCGGGCUCGCGCUGCCGGUUCUGGUAAUCGGGUCGGGUCUGGGCGAAGUGAAGAGGAAUCCCCUGUUUCCCCCUUGCGCUCCGAAGGGGCUUAAUCACGAGGAUUUUUUCAACGAGUGCCGGAAUCCGGCGCAUUACUUGGUGGUGAAGGAUUACGGGCAUUUGGAUCUGCUGGACGACGAAACGGGGGGAAUCAGAGGGAAGGCGAGCUACUGUUUGUGUAGAAAUGGGGAAUCGCGAGGGCCGAUGAGGAGAUUUGUGGGUGGGGCUGUGGUGGCGUUUUUGAAGGCUUAUUUGGAUGGGGAAGAAGGAGACUUGGCAGCCAUUGAAGACGGGUCUCGGAGCUUGCCUUUGGAUCUUCAGACUGUCAAAUCUCUUCUCUGAAAAUGGAGUGGGUAACCUUACUACCCCUAAUUGUAAAAUAAGCAUUAAAUGAUAAUAUUUUCAUAAAUAAUUACACAAAUAUGCUAACUAUCUUUUUUUUUUCUACUUUAGUACAAUAAAUGGGUGGGGAAAUUCAAAGUCACCAUAUAUUAGUUGGU